ACUCGGCCACCGCCCCUCUCCGGGGCGUCCCAGGGCGCGGCCACGAGUCCGGCUCCCAUUCCCCAUAUCGCCUCGACCCCCCGGCCCCUAUAAUACAGGGCGCCAGACGGGCGCAGCAGGGGCCCGGCACGCCCGCAACAAGGACGAGGGCGAGUUCGCCUCACCACGCGCGCGCGCGCCCGCCCGCGUGGCGUGCAUGGCCGCGACCGCGUGCGCCUACGGGUACCAGCAGCAGGGGACCCGGCCAACGCCGCCGCCGCCGCUGGCGCUGGCCGCGCCGGCGAGGUCCUCAUCGCAGGUACCCGACCCGUUCCUCAUCGGCUUCGAUGAUGAUGAUGCACCAACACCGCCGCCGCCGCCGCUGCCGGGCAAAAAGACGCCUCCGCCCUUCCCGUCGCGCCACCUCGGGAUCUGCACCGAGGGCCUCGGCUCCGAGAGCUCCGGCGACAUCGACCUCAGCGAUCUCCCCGACGAUGUCAGCAACGGCUACGGCGAUGCCGAAGUCGGGCAGGCCCAGGUGGUGCCGUGCAAGCGGCAGCACCGCGACGGCGGUGGCGAGGGGGCGGGGAGGAGGGCGAGGGGCGGGAGGCCGGCGCCGUUCCCGCCCCCGAUCUCGGUGAUCGGGGCCGGCGGCAAGCCGUGGCUCUACCUCCGGCCUCACCGGGAGGACGGCCGCCUCGUGCUGCGGGAGGUCAGGAUACCGACCCGGGAGCUGCUCCAGGCGCGCCGGGAGGGCGGCCGGUUCACGCUCCAGUUCGCGCAGCACCAGCCGGAGGAGGAAGAACCGGAAGAUGCGCAUCAUCAUCACCAUCAAUGCCAAGACCAUGAACCAGCAGAUGAGAAAAGGCAGGAAGGGGACGAAUAGAAGAGGGUUUUAGAUUAUUGCUCCGAGGUUUAAUCAGCACUCGUCAACAAGUUCCACACGCCUAGUGCUGUGGGUUUUUUUUUUCACUUCCAGAGAGAUGUAAAUAUAGCGGAAUUUAUGUUCAGUUGUGAGUCAAAUCAUCCAAUCCAUUGCUACGGCUUGGCAAUA
Molecule: messenger RNA, 1033 nt
Organism: Panicum hallii
Lineage: Eukaryota; Viridiplantae; Streptophyta; Magnoliopsida; Poales; Poaceae
Product: protein FANTASTIC FOUR 3-like
Exons: 1
Coding region: 197-865 (222 amino acids)
Source: RefSeq, a predicted model, not a curated record